Messenger RNA from Pongo pygmaeus (Bornean orangutan), 1764 nucleotides. It is a transcript of the gene TMEM82, whose product is annotated as transmembrane protein 82. The transcript has 6 exons. Lineage: Eukaryota; Metazoa; Chordata; Mammalia; Primates; Hominidae. The record is from RefSeq and is a predicted model, not a curated record. The coding region runs from base 382 to 1413 and encodes 343 amino acids.
GGCCUCCCAAAGUGCUGGGAUUACAGGUGUAAGCCACUGCGCCUGGCCUCCCUCAAGGAAGAUUUCAAGUAAAGUGAACGCCAGACUUUAGCAGGGACAGAGACCAGAGACCAGCCCAGAGACACCUGUCCCUUCACCCCACACUGCCCAAAUGGAGAGCCCGGGCAGCAGCUGGCUCCAGGCGCCCCGUGUGCCUGGAGCUGGGACCUUGCCCUUCUGGGCCUCGAAGGGUUAACACCCCUGGCUCUCCUCCCCUCCCCUCCCCUGGGCCUUUGACCCCUCCCAGCCUCUCUCCCUCCCUCCACUGACACCUUUGCCCAGUGACGUUGGUCUGUCCCUGUGUAGACCUGGCCAGAGGCUGGGGCUCCUUCCGGGGCUGCCAUGUUCUCUCUUCCAUCCCUCCCCUCCUGGUUCCCCGGCCUCCCCUCCCUCGAGUGGGGCUCUAGCCUCCUCGACUCCCUCCUGCAAGGCCUGAUUGGGGCCCUUGGAGUCUUGGUCCUGAAUAGCCUCCUGAAAGUUUACUUCUUCGUGGGCUGUGCCAAUGACCCGCAGCGGCAGCCCGAAAAGGAGCGGCUUCGGGCCCAGUGGGCCUCGCUGGAAACGGUGCACCUCGCAGGGCUGGCCCUGUUUCUGACGGUCGUGGGGUCCCGGGUGGCUGCCCUCGUGGUGCUCGAGUUCUCCCUCCGGGCCGUGUCCACGCUGCUGUCCCUCGGCAAGGGCUCCCAGGGUGCCGCCGAGAGGCUGCAGCUCUACCUGCUGUGCCAGUACUCGCUGGGCUGCGGGCUGACCUGUGGCCUGAGCUUCCUGCAGGAGGGCGCCCCUCACCGCACGCUGAACCUGCUGCUGAGCCUCGGGCUGGCCACUCUGCUGGGCCUGGGUGCCCGGCGCCUCCACCGCCACGUCUGCCGCCUCUACGAGCUGCACAGCAGCCAGCGCUACUGUGGGGUGUGCCUGGGCCUGCUGGCUGGUGCACACGGCCUCCCCCAGCUGCUGGGCCGUGCCCUGGCCGUGGCCUUUGCCGUGGGUGACCUGGCGGCUGUGGCCCUCAUCAACCAGGACUUUCUGACCACCUCGGAGGCCAUGCGAUUCUGGACACCGCUCACCAUCUGCUACACGCUGCUGGUCAUCUACAUGCAGGAGGAGCAGCGGCAGCACCCCGGCUUGCAGAGCCAGGUGCAGACAGUGCUGGUGCGCAUGGGCGGCCUCUUCGUGCUGCUGCUGACCGUGGGUCGCUGGCUGGACCUGCUGGGCAUCCUCGUCUCCCUGCUGGGCGAGCUCUGGUGUCUGGUGGGCGUCCGCACCCUGCUUGACCUCUGCCAGAUACAGGAUUUUCCAUCUCAGAGGCCUCCGGUGUCAACAUCAAGCCAGCCCCUGCCCUCGGCACCCCAGUCCCAGAGUUCGGCCCCCUCCUGACCUGCCUCAGGAAGGAUCUGGAGUCUGUCUCAAGCCCACCAGCCUGACCUUCGAGGUCUUGACCCCACGGCAAUGCCUGGAGGCAGAGUGGCAGAGCUGGCCCCCUGCCUGGAGCUCAGCGCAGGCCCUGGGAGCCCCGAGAAGGGAAGGCAGGAUUUGGGGAUAGGAGCCUCUGGAGAGGGGACACCUGGGGACCCCUGGUUGAACCCUCUUUUUCUCGGGGUGGGCAAUGAUGCAGCCUCUCAGACCUGCCUUCCUGGGCAGGGGUGGGGGGUGCAUCCUCAGGAGGGCUCCCGCUUUACUGGUCGCCCUUCCCUUCUCCAUGAACAAUAAAGAUGAUGACUUUCUCAA